UAAAAUAUGCGGCAAUUAAAGGGGAAAACGAAAGAAACAAAUAAACAGAAGAAAGAGCGGAAAAAGGAGUUCCUUGAGAACAAGCAGAGAGUGUUCACGGUUGUGUUGCCUACUAUAGCUGCGAUAUUUGUGAUAAUAGCGGCAUAUAUCUAUGUUAAAACCCGUCCAAAACUCAUGGAGUACUAAUUAUUAUUAUCACUUGUCAUUCAUUCAUUCAGAUGAGAUGACUGUGCUGUAUCUCGACAAUGCAUAGACAAUUCCGUGUUGUAUUCUCAUGAUUCAUAUGAAAGUUUUUCUAAAUGGAGGCACAUUCCAUUGUUCCCAGAAACAUUUCAUACCUAACUCAUAUACUAGAAACAAAA
Molecule: messenger RNA, 362 nt
Organism: Atta colombica
Lineage: Eukaryota; Metazoa; Arthropoda; Insecta; Hymenoptera; Formicidae
Product: single-pass membrane and coiled-coil domain-containing protein 4 homolog
Exons: 1
Coding region: 7-186 (59 amino acids)
Source: RefSeq, a predicted model, not a curated record